Molecule: messenger RNA, 2828 nt
Organism: Eriocheir sinensis (Chinese mitten crab)
Lineage: Eukaryota; Metazoa; Arthropoda; Malacostraca; Decapoda; Varunidae
Product: tigger transposable element-derived protein 7-like
Exons: 1
Coding region: 639-1943 (434 amino acids)
Cellular component (GO): nucleus
Molecular function (GO): DNA binding
Source: RefSeq, a predicted model, not a curated record
AAAAAUAAAUAAAAGUAACUACAUAAUUAUGUACUAUAUUAACACAUUUAAAAUUGAUAAGAACAGUUAAAAUGAAUAUGCUUUCUAAUACGCAUUGCUGAAAUAGCUUGUAACGAAUAGAUCAAUGUAUUAGACAAAAAACAUUAAACAAACUCUCAACAACACCACGUCCGCACCUUCGCCCCAGCAAGGACGUAGGUGCGGCGAACGAACAAACUACUGCACGACUACUCUCACACCGUACUCUCAAGACAACGACACAAACACGACUCCCCUCUCCACUCCAUGCCACAUUCCCCUUCCAACAUACGAGUUGCGCGAUAAUAUGAGUCAUCAUACUGUGUCUCCACCUGCACGAUGCAUCAAGGUCACACUUGCAAGCUUGCACAACCAUUCACAAUCGCACUCUGCAACAUUCACAAUUCAGAUCUGCAACGCUCACAAGUAUCAACAUACACUGGUCCAGACAAGGAGACACACAGACAAACAUACAAUAAAACAUUUACAUCACAUGUUUUAAGCGUACUACUUUGUUUAGCGUAGCGUGUGUUUGUUUGGUUUCAUUGUUUACAUCGUCAGUCGGCGGCAGUCGCAUCGCGUUCUACCUGUGCUUCGACCUCACUUCUUUCUACAUCACCAUGCCGAAAGAAACCGGGAAAAGGAAGAAAGUCGUCCUUACCAUACAGCAGAAGCUGGAGAUAUUGGACAAGCUGAAGGCGGGUCAAUCGGGAACGUACAUCGCCCACGAAUAUGGCAUUGGGAAUUCUACUGUUACGGACAUCAAAAAGACAGGGCCACAGUUAAGGCAGUUCACUCAGAAGCAUCUCCCAGCUGUCUUCCACCACAAGAACAAAGAUUCAGGACCGAGGACCAUGAAGCUGGGUAAAUACCAAAACCUAGACGAGGCGUUGUUCAAGUGGCAGCAACAGCACGUAUCUUCUGGAUUGCCAGUGCGGGGUGUAGAUCUACAGUCUGCAGCGGAAACCCUGGCAAACGAUUUAGGUAUUAAUGACUUCAAAGCUUCUACUGGGUGGCUCGUUAGGUUCAGAAAGCAUCAUCUUUUAGCAAACAAGAGGGUCUGUGGAGAGAUUACUAGUGCUGCUAUCGAUGUUGUGGAGCCUUUCCUCAACGAUUUUUGGAAAUUAGUGAGUGACGAAGGACUGCUAACCCAUCAACUCUACAAUUUUGACGAGACCGGACUAUUCUGGAGGGCACUGCCCAACAACACACAGGCAAGCAUAGCUAUUAAGGACGCGCCAGGAAGGAAGCUGGACAAGGGCCGCAUUUCCGUCUUGUUUGGCGCUAAUGCUGACGGUACACACCGGGUUACACCAGUUGUGGUUGGGAAAGCAAGGAGGCCCCGUGUGCUGAAGGACUGCAUGGACCACCUGCCUGUCCACUAUUUUUCUUCAGCAAAGGCUUGGUUCACCUCUGGCAUUUUCAAGGACGUGUUUCACAAGAUCAUUGUCCCUUCCAUCACCAAGCACCAGAUCACCGAACUGAAGACGACACCACACAACGUGAAGGCUUUAAUCCUCCUCGACAAUGCCCCUGCCCACCCUGCCAAGGAGGAUUUAGUGUCACGAGACGGCAGGAUCCGUUGCAUGUUUUUGCCCGCCAACACCACCUCAAUCAUCCAGCCAAUGGAUCAGGGCGUCAUACAAGCAGUAAAGAUGCGCUACCGCCGGCACUUUAUGCAGGAAAUUCUGUGUGUGACGCUCACGGGGGAAGAAGGAGACACCAGAGCCCAGAGGACAAUAGCAAACCUCAAGAGGUACAACCUGAAGACAGCAAUCUACAACCUUGAGAAUGCGUGGAAACAGGUGCCCCCUUCUACACUGGCCAAUGCCUGGAAUCCCCUGCUACGAGGCCAUGAGGAUAUGCGAGAAGUGUUUGAAGGAUUCGACCGGGAGGUGCGAGAGGUGAAGGAGGGCCCUGGGUGAUUACGAGAUAGUUACAGAGGAGGACGUCCAGGAGUGGCUCACUGUGGAUGAGGGGGACCCAGGUUACGCUCUCCAAUCAACCAAAGAAAUAGCUGAGGAAGUGAUGCACGGCCAUGACAACGAUGAUGAUGACGACGACGACGAUGAUCCUUCUGAUCCUUCCAUGUCUUUGGCAACAGUCCGGUCCUACAUCGAAGGAGUGCUUCAGUUUCUUGACCAGCGACCCAGGGACAUUUCAAAUAACAAUCAACUGUACCCGAUGAUGCGAGCAGCACUGAGUGACGUCAUCGAGAAACAGCUGUCUUGCAACAAACAGACUUCUAUCACCUCGUUUUUUCAGCCAAGAACACCUUCGUCCACCCAGUCUUCUCGCCCUUCAUCAAGUGCCUCAUCCUCCUUGUCUACGUUUGAUUUGGACAGUGAAGAUGGAGCAAUGGACGAUCCGUCAGGAUAGUGGAAGAUAUACGUAUGUAUAGAAUAAUUCUUGUUCUCUGUUACGUAUCAUCAGGAUAGUGGAAGAUAUAUGUAUAGAAUAAUUCUUGUUUUCUGUUACGUAUAAGGUAUGUACGUCAACACGAAAUAAAAAAAUAAAAAAUAAAUUGUUUUCCAUCCACAACACAAUUUUUUUUAGAUAAAAAGCAGCAGCGACAGCAUCCUCAUCCAUCCUGGCUAAUGGUCUGUCCAUACUAGCUACAUGUGUUCUAAUGAGAAAAUAAGAACCAAGGUGCAAGAUCAAAGUGAUAUUCAUCCAAACGAGAAAGCAAGACACAAUGCCGACGAUCAAACUGGCGGCGAUCAAAAUGGCGGCCAUAAAUCCGGAUUAACCGAAAAAUCGGCUUAUCCGAAAGAGGCUUCCCCCCUUCCAUUUCGGAUAAUCGGGGUUUU